This is a messenger RNA of Hordeum vulgare subsp. vulgare (domesticated barley), 621 nucleotides long. Its product is annotated as ubiquitin recognition factor in ER-associated degradation protein 1-like. The record is from RefSeq and is a predicted model, not a curated record. Gene Ontology annotation, cellular component: VCP-NPL4-UFD1 AAA ATPase complex. Gene Ontology annotation, molecular function: polyubiquitin modification-dependent protein binding. Lineage: Eukaryota; Viridiplantae; Streptophyta; Magnoliopsida; Poales; Poaceae. The transcript has a single exon. The coding region runs from base 1 to 621 and encodes 206 amino acids.
AUGGCGCGCCUCGGGCUGGAGGACGGCGACCUCGUACUGGUCACCAGGAUCGCGUCGUCGCUCCCCAAGGCCGCGUCCAUCAUGCUGCGCCCGCACACCGCCGACUUUCUGCGGGCCAAGAACCACAAGGAGCUGCUGGAGCACUGCAUGAAGAGCUACUCCAUGGUCACCGUCGGCGACACCAUCGCCGUCUACGAGGGGGACACCAGGUACCUCCUCGACGUCGUCGACGCCAUGCCCGCCCACGCCGUCUCCACCCUCGACACCGACUGCGAGGUCGACUUCGCGCUGCCCCUCGACUACGUCGAGCCGCCGCCCGUCGUUGCUCCGGUCGUCGCCGCCGCCCCAUGCCAAGACUGCGCCGGUGGCGAAGAGCGGCGGUUCGUCGGCGUCGGGAUAAGGAUGGACGGCAAGCCUGUGGAGCAGGCGCCGCCCCCUGCGCCGCCGGCGGGUUCUUCGGGUAAGGGCAACAAUAUUGCCAGUAGUGAGCAUGUGCUUCGGUUCUUCGGCGGCCGCGUCGGCUCGGGGCCGCCCGCGGGCGCCAAGUCGGCCAAGAAGAAGGUUGACGGCGAGGAGGACAAGGAGGCCAAACGCUUCGCCGGACAGAAGUAUACCUUGUAG